GCAAGUCUAAAUAAAUAGUUUUUGGCGGAACUAGAUAUCUGGCCCGGCUGCUCGCCGAGUCGUUUAAUAAGCAGGACUAAGAUGAUGAGUUCCUGUGCAACUUCCUUCAUAAAUACAACAAGGGAUGUUGGUCUCAAGUAUUGCAGCCGCUUCAUCUAUCCACGUACAGUAUUCUUGAUUGUGUUGAUCACUGAGAACCACUCUUCUGAGAACCACUCUUCCCCCCACCAUGAUGCGUUACUGGGGCGAGAUCCCUGGGCCUGCGGGGGCUCCUCCCAGUCGCAGCUCCUUUGACUUGCUCCAGCGCGAGUUUCGCUCAGUGGAGAUGCAGGACCCUCCCCUGCAUCAGCCCUCGGCCCAGCGCCCGCGGCCCACCACCAUGCUGGACAUCCCCUCGGAGCCCUGUAGCCUCACCAUCCACACGGUGCAGCUGUGUCAACAUGCCCGCCGCCUCCGUAGCCUCCUGUCGGCGGCUCAGGGUCAGAGCUCGGCACCCUCUGAGGGGGGCAGCAAGCUGGAGGAGGCGGAUGCUCACCUGCCCCCGUGUCCUCCCACCCCGCCUGUCAUGCCAGACGACUUGCUACCCGUUGACAGCAAAGCCCCGCGGCAGCCCUUCCUCCUCCGCCACAGUGACCCUGAAAGUGACUUCUACAAGGGGAAAGGCGAGCCUGUCACAGAGCUGAGUUGGUCUUCCUGCCGGCCGCUUCUCUAUCAGUCAGUGGCCACCAUCUUGGCCCACGCCGGCUUUGAGUCGGCCCAGGAGAGCGUGCUGGAGACCCUGACCGACCUGGUCCAUGAGCAUUACAUGCGGCUCUCCCGCAUGCUGCGCGUGGCGGUGGACCGCGAGGCGCGGCUGGGAGUGAGUCCCUUCCCAGACGUGGUGGAGCAAGUGUUCCACGAGGUGGGCGUUGGCAGCGUGCUGGCCCUGCAGCGCUUCUGGCAAGUGAGGAUCAAGGACUAUCACAACUACAUGCUGCAGGUGAGCAAAGAUCUGUCAGAGGAAUAUGAACGAUUGGUGAACCCAGAAAAGGCUUCGGAGGACUCCAAGCCCCCGAGGAUUAAGGAGGAGCCCAUGAAUGACAUCUCCUUCCCCGUAAGCGAGGAGUUGGAGGCGGACUUGGCCUCUGGGGACCAAGCUCUGCCCAUGGGGGUCCUCGGGGCCCAUGCUGAGAGGCUGGCAUCGGCUCUGGUUGGAGACCAUUCUCCUCACACCUCAGGGGGUGUUGGGACCAACAGCUCCCCGCUGUGGCCUCAGGUAAAAAUGGAGCCGCAGGAUGCUGAGGAGGGCCAGGGCACCGGCAACCACCACCACCACCAUCACCACCAUGCCGUCCUAGGUGGCGACGUGUUUGAGGAGGGGGGACCCAUGUCCACCAUGAGUGAGUCAGGCGGAGCCAUGGCGGCCUCUCCCGGGGGAGUGGCGUCAGACGCCAGCUACGCGUCACAUUCGCCCGAUUCCUUGAUGGGCGCAUCGCCCGUUUUCAACCAAAGGCCCAAGAAGCGGUCGAGGAAGAUGUGAGGACGUGUUUGAGGAAGCUGGGACCGCUGAGAACUGAACUCUGAACACAAAAACCUGGCGGGGAAACGCACCAGCUGUGCAGCUGGCAACACGAACAGCCACGCCAUAAGUUGACAUACAUGUCAUGAACUGAUGUGAAGAGGGGGGGGAUGCGAGUGUACAGUUCCUCUCCAAUUAGCGGAAGGCUUUACCGUUAAAUUCACAACAGAUUUUAUUGUGAAAAGAAUAAACGUCUUUCAAAA
This is a messenger RNA of Pungitius pungitius (ninespine stickleback), 1761 nucleotides long. It is a transcript of the gene supt7l, whose product is annotated as SPT7 like, STAGA complex subunit gamma. Gene Ontology annotation, molecular function: transcription coactivator activity; protein heterodimerization activity. Lineage: Eukaryota; Metazoa; Chordata; Actinopteri; Perciformes; Gasterosteidae. The transcript has 5 exons. The record is from RefSeq and is a predicted model, not a curated record. Gene Ontology annotation, cellular component: SAGA complex. Bases 230 to 1519 code for a protein of 429 amino acids.